UCUUCGCUCUAGAACACAUAGCUCAUCUCAGAAUCAGUUUUAACGCUUUAACUGUCCUAGGUGUACAUGACGUAACAGAUUGGCGCAGUUUGCCUAGUGGCCAUUUUGUUUUCAAUUGCACGGCUGAUUAAGGUGUCCAUCUGUCCAUUCAGCGUGGUGAGAGAGGCAACAAUGGAUUCAAAACGGCAUGAACGCAGUUCCAAGUCCAAUACAGAUUCACCACCAGCUCCACCUUCGCCUCCUAUGUAUAGUGCAAGUUAUACAACAUAUGAUGGGUACAAAAACAGAAUGUCGUCGCGCCGUUCACCUUCACCCUUGGAGUAUAGAAGCAGUAGAUCUUCCCGAAAUGACUCGCCACAAGACAGACGUAGAAGAAGACGCAGUACUUCAAAAUCUUCUCCAACUAGAUCGUACAAACGAUCUCGAUCCCCCGAUAGAGAUAAAGAUCGAGACAGAGAUAGAGAUCGAUCGCGCAAAUAUUCCAGGAGAGAUAGAUCAAGGUCUAGGUCAAGAGGAAGAUCGCGUUCCAGAGAUAGGAGACGUAGUCGCAGUCGUAAUAGGAGUAAAGAUAGACAUAGAGGUAGAGAAAGCCGCAGAUACCAUAGAGCACCAUCGUACGAGUCAGAUACAGCUGAAGAUAAUACAGAAACAACUGUAUCUCAUCCAGUUGUUCCUCCACAAUCUAAUGCUUUUAAGAAUGAUGGUAGUUUUAUGGAAAUGUUUAAAAAAAUGCAGGAACAAAUGCAACCUGCACAAAAACCGGCGACUUCUGUUUUGGAAGAAAAAACUGUUGUUCCUCCACCUUUGAUGGUAGGAAAGAGGCGAGGAGGUAGAAUUUUAAAAACUGGAAUGGUUGCCAAACCAAAGACUGAACAAACUGUUGAACAACCUAAGGAUGCUUGGUCACUCUAUAUGGCUGAAGUGAAAAAAUACAGAGAAGUUUGCUGUCAGGAAGAAGAUAACACAAGACCAUUGGUUAAAUAGCUGAUUUUAUUUUCAACCAUUUUCCAUUUUGUUACUUUGUUUUAUCUACAAUGAAUGUGCUUUCAAAAGAUGCUGUGUUCUCUUAAUUACAACAUGGUUGUAUUUAAAUAUACAAGAAUAGCUAUUAACCAACUUUAAAAAAGAGCUCCAUGUAUACUAAAAUUAUUUAAAAUUUAUGAAAGCUUUGAAUUAAAGCUUUUUAUUAUUUACCAAGAAAAACUUCUAUAGAAAUGUAUGCAAAUAUGGGGAAGCUUUUUCUUUUCUCAAUUACUAGAUAGAAUGUACAGUAUAUGUUAUUCAAAAAUUAUAAAUAUAUAGUAUCCAAAAUUCUUAAAUAUUUCGAGUUAAAGAACAUUAUUAAUGUAAUAUGAGAGUAAAAACAAGGACUGCAGUGAGAAAGCAAUUAAUGUUUGUGAUAGUGUACUAUGUGAUGCAAGAGACAAACUGACUAAAGCGAGAGACAAACAUGUAAAGAGUUUGCCUUGUGGGAGAAAGGGAGGGUGACAGAUUGUAGCACUUUUAAUAAAUAUAAUACAUU
Molecule: messenger RNA, 1522 nt
Organism: Bombus impatiens (common eastern bumble bee)
Lineage: Eukaryota; Metazoa; Arthropoda; Insecta; Hymenoptera; Apidae
Product: cytochrome c oxidase subunit 6b-3
Exons: 2
Coding region: 172-984 (270 amino acids)
Cellular component (GO): mitochondrion; respiratory chain complex IV
Molecular function (GO): 3'-5' exonuclease activity; 5'-3' exonuclease activity
Source: RefSeq, a predicted model, not a curated record